This is a messenger RNA of Aspergillus heteromorphus CBS 117.55, 1442 nucleotides long. Its product is annotated as DUF1183 domain protein. NCBI's taxonomy places the organism in Eukaryota, Fungi, Ascomycota, Eurotiomycetes, Eurotiales, Aspergillaceae. The record is from RefSeq and is a predicted model, not a curated record. The transcript is spliced from 2 exons. Bases 316 to 1263 code for a protein of 315 amino acids. Gene Ontology annotation, cellular component: endoplasmic reticulum membrane. Gene Ontology annotation, biological process: regulation of store-operated calcium entry.
AAUGCCUCAGGUGUGGAUGAUUGUGGAAGUGGAAGUGGAGGUGGAGGUGGGAAGUGGGAAGCUGGAGACAAAAGGCGGCGAAAAGGCGAUCGAGGCACCGCCUCGGCGACGCUAUGCGUUUAUCGGCGGGACUCUCGCCCGUCAAGGUUCACGCCUAGAAAAGAAACGAAACAAGGCCCGGCUUUUUGCCACAUUACCUACACAUUUUGUCCGAUACCUUCAGCAUAAUAUAUAAUCAUGGUCUAAUGCCAUCGCAUGCUCGCAAUCUUCAGUUCACUGACACCGAAGCUAUCUGGAAAGCCAUCGUUCUCCAUCAUGCACCACUUACUCCUCCUGCAGCUUGUCUUCUCCCUCCUCCUUUCUCCUGCGCUGUCACUCGGAAAUUCAGCCAAACCGCCCGGCAAAGAUGCCAUCCUCCUCUCUCGCGUCCACGCGCUCACCCUCCGCGACAACCGUCUCACAAGCUCCCGGCGCGUCCCCCCGAUCCCCCAGCUGAAAUGCACGGGACCUUCCAAGCGGAUUUGCGAUAUGUACCCGAUCGAGACGAUGCGGUGCACGAACGAAGGCUACGACUACGAUGAAGAAGAUGUCCAAUGGACAUGCACCACUUCCCUCCCGGCCGAAUUCAAGCUCGGCGCGACCGACGUAGUGUGCGAGGGAUACCGAAACGCGGACGAUAAGUGGGUGUUGAAGGGCAGCUGUGGUGUCGAAUACCGGUUGCUGCUGACGGACCUGGGAGAGAAGAGGUUCGGUAGCAGUAGCGACAGCUUCUGGCCUCAGAAUGCGUCCAGGGCCGGCUGGAGUGGCGUUUUUGGGGCCAUCGGGAAUCUCAUAUUCUUUGGCUUCAUGGGUGCGUGCUUCGUGAUGAUCCUGUGGCCGAUGCUGAGAGACUGCUUUGGGCUGCGGGGGAAUCGACGAGGCCAGAAUGGUGGGGGUGGUGGUUGGGGUGGAUUUGGUGGUGGCGGCGGCGGUGGAGGCCCUUAUCCUGGACCUCCACCUCCGUAUACGAGAUCGCCGGAUCCUCGCUUUUCGGGGUCGGACAUGGGUUGGAGACCUGGGUUCUGGUCGGGGGCUUUGGGUGGUGCGGCGGCUGGCUAUGGACUGGGGAGAAGAAGCAAUCGCUCGGGUUCGCCCAUCGCGGGGAGACGGCCUUCUUCGUUCAGGAGAUGGGAUGAUCCAGGAGAAGGAAGUUCGGGUUCGCGUUCUCCGCGCUUCUCAAGCCCGAGCACCAGCACCGGGUUUGGCUCAACGAGGCGCAGGUGAAAUCCAGGAAAAAGCAGUUAUGUCUAGUGAUAGCCAGUUCUUGCAACCAUGGAGCCAUUCAAUCGAGCCUCUCAGCUUUUCAAAAUUUUUUUUUUGCUAGAUAAAACCGAGUACUAAGGCACGAUCUGGAUGACCAAGCGAUUCCGAAUCGGCCGUAUAUACUCACAUGUCAUCAAUAG